GGACAGAUAAAGCAUGGAGAAGAAGAAAAGGUAAAAGGAAAGUAUUAGAGAGGUAGAUUCGCUCUUCAGUGUUGCGCCACUUAACAAUAGGUUUUGGUUGAACUUUAUCUCACAGCACAAUUCGCCAGUUUAUAUUUGCCGUUAGAAUAUUCCGUUAAUAUCUUGCUGUUUAUUUUUUGAUGCUGGGAUGAACACAUCAUGGCUCCAGUCCAUUCAAACUACGCCCUUUUUUAAGGCAUGAAAAAUGGCUGAAUUCCUGUUAUUUGUAUAUAUGUUUGUUUUGGAGUUAAUAACCAAUGGGAUUUCGGCAAAUGUGGCAUGCAAAGCUUCUAAGACUGUUAGUGCUACUAGUGCUACUAGUCAUUUACUGCGAAUUUCUUCACUAUUAUAUAGUGCUUAUUUUUUGCACAUGGCCUGCUCUGGACAGUCAGUUCAAAGAUAUAUUUGUAACACAAAGUUCUCACAAACCUUUAAAAGCUAUGUUUAUAGCUGAUACACAUCUCCUUGGUAGCAGGGAUGGUCAUUGGUUUGACAAACUAAGGAGAGAAUGGCAAAUGCAGAGAACCUUUCAAACCAGCUUGUCCAUUCAUAGUCCAGAUGUAGUUUUUGUUUUAGGAGAUUUAUUUGACGAAGGCAAAUGGAGUUCUGAUAAGGAAUUCCAGUAUCAUGUCGAUCGUUUUAAAAAGAUGUUUCAUCAUUCCAAAGAUAUAUCAUUCUAUGCUGUUGUUGGCAAUCAUGAUAUAGGUUUUCAUUAUGAUGUUACUAUUGAAAAGCACGAACGGUUUCAAAAGGCUUUUGAUGCUCCGUCAGUGAAAGUUUUGCGUAUUCGUGAUUCAGUUUUUGUACUUCUUAACUCAAUGGCUAUGCAAAAUGAUGGCUGUACACUCUGCUCCGAGGCAUUGCGGAAAAUUUAUAAAGUCUCGCAAACAUUAAAGUGUUGGCAGUUUCAGGGUUAUGAACAAGUUUCAAAAGAGAAUUGCAAGAACAUAGAAAUUCUACCUUACUCUCGUCCAAUUAUUCUCCAGCAUUUCCCUAUGUACCGCCCAUCUGAUUUUAAUUGCACCACCCCUGAUGCUGCUCCUGAACCAUUAAAAUCAAUAUCAUUCCAAGAAAAUUUUGACUGCUUAUCACAGAGUUCCUCUAAGCAAAUUUUCAAAUUGCUGAACCCUCGUUUGAUAAUGUCAGGACAUACCCAUCAUGGCUGUUACAGAGUCCACAGUGAUGGCACCCCAGAAUGGACAGUGGCAUCAUUUAGCUGGAGGAAUAAGAAAGCGCCUACAUUUCUUCUGGCUUUAAUCACCAGUGAUAAUUUCGCAGUUCACCAGUGUGCAAUUCCAAAAGAAACAACGGUUAUAUAUAUGUAUAUCUUGGGUAGUUUCUUAGCCCUGUUUUCUUUAUUCUUGCCACGGACUAGUAUAUGGCGGCCACUUAGCUGGACAUCUGUAAACAAGGACAGCUAAGUUCUAUAUUAGCAAUAAUAACAAUAAUAAUAAUAAUAAUAAUAACAAUAAUAAUAAUAAUAAGUAAUUUAUAAUGACAUGUAUUUAAUGGAGGUGAAUUAUUUGCAAGAUAAAAAUGUGAAAA
Octopus sinensis (East Asian common octopus) is the source of this 1584-nucleotide messenger RNA. RefSeq names its product metallophosphoesterase 1. NCBI's taxonomy places the organism in Eukaryota, Metazoa, Mollusca, Cephalopoda, Octopoda, Octopodidae. Gene Ontology annotation, biological process: GPI anchor biosynthetic process. The transcript has 9 exons. The record is from RefSeq and is a predicted model, not a curated record. Gene Ontology annotation, molecular function: hydrolase activity. The coding region runs from base 297 to 1460 and encodes 387 amino acids.